AUGGGGUGGAUGGGGGAUACCGUUGAUUCCAUCAAGUCCAUCCAGAUCCGCCAGCUCCUUUCGCAGGGCGUUAGUCUUGGUAUGAUUGUUACCUCUGCGCUAAUAAUAUGGAAAGCGUUAAUGUGCUUCACUGGCAGCGAAUCUCCAGUGGUGGUUGUGCUUUCUGGAAGUAUGGAACCAGGAUUCAAAAGGGGUGAUAUUUUGUUUCUGCACAUGAGCAACGAUCCUAUCCGUACCGGCGAGAUAGUUGUCUUUAAUGUUGAUGGCAGGGAAAUUCCGAUAGUCCACCGUGUGAUUAAGGUUCAUGAAAGACAAGAAACUGGGGACGUUGAAGUUUUGACCAAAGGAGACAAUAAUUAUGGGGAUGAUAGGCUUUUGUACGCUCAAGGUCAGCUAUGGCUGCAGCGGCAUCAUAUCAUGGGCAGGGCUGUUGGAUUCUUACCGUAUGUUGGCUGGGUGACAAUCAUCAUGACUGAGAAGCCUAUUAUCAAGUAUAUACUUAUUGGUGCAUUGGGGCUGCUGGUCAUAACUUCUAAAGAUUGA
Molecule: messenger RNA, 543 nt
Organism: Linum trigynum
Lineage: Eukaryota; Viridiplantae; Streptophyta; Magnoliopsida; Malpighiales; Linaceae
Source: the annotation of a GenBank genome assembly